Molecule: messenger RNA, 1648 nt
Organism: Drosophila elegans
Lineage: Eukaryota; Metazoa; Arthropoda; Insecta; Diptera; Drosophilidae
Gene: HHEX
Product: hematopoietically-expressed homeobox protein HHEX
Exons: 3
Coding region: 621-1586 (321 amino acids)
Biological process (GO): regulation of transcription by RNA polymerase II; cell differentiation
Molecular function (GO): RNA polymerase II cis-regulatory region sequence-specific DNA binding; DNA-binding transcription factor activity, RNA polymerase II-specific
Source: RefSeq, a predicted model, not a curated record
AAACAGUAGCUGCGAGCUGAGAGCCGAGAGCCGAAACCAGGUAACGACACCGAUAAGACGUGAUUAACAAUUACUCGAUCAAACGCACCGCUCCCGCCGAGUGGGAGGGUGGGUGUUUGGGUGGUUGUGGCUGUGAGAGGGCUGGUGGAGGAACCGUGAUUUAUACGACGGUCGGGAUCGGAUCGCCGAUUGGGUGUCCCGGCCAGACUGAGACGCCCGGUGUCGAGCUGUCGUUGUCUGCAAUUGGAAAUCGAAAUCGAGUGGAGUGGAGUGCCAUCGAGCCACUGGAGCGCCCACCAACCACCACUCGCUUAUCAAUCGAUGGUCGGUAGCAGGGCUUUAUCUAUCCUCCCAGGCCCGGGCCCGGCAUAUCUACAUACCGCUCGAUUAUUGUUAAUAUUGAUAUCUACCCAUUAGCACAACAUUAUAGGUACAAUCUAUUAUAUUCUGUGAAAUCAGAUUUGGUACAAUUUAUUGCGCCCUGGGCUCUGCGACAACUUCUUUAGCCGCCGGUUGCCAUUAGUUCAUCGCCUGCGGCCAACGCAGUCGCUUCGAUCGCUCCGGAAUCGAGUCGCUAACGUUUUUGACGCUGAUCAAGUUUGCCACUCGGAGGAACCAACAUGGAUAUUGGCACCAAGUCGAGCAAGGCCGCCUUCUCCAUAGAGAAUAUCUUGGAGCAGAAGACGAGAACAACAACACGGAGUCCGGCUAUCGAAACACCCCAUCGAACCCAGUCGCGUCGGGGCUCCUCCCAGAGUCCAGUGGCUGGAGCGGCAGGAAUACCUUCUCCACCAGCACUGGCCAUGCCCAAGGCAGCCCUGGCCACCGCAUCCGCAUCCACCGCCAAUAUUUAUGAUCUGUCCCGCGAGGCGGCCGCCACCCAGUAUGCGCUCAAGAAUCUGGACUCAAGUACGGUGCUGGCGCCCACCUCGCUGCGAUUCAACCCCAUCUAUCCGGAUCCCGCCUCGCUGUUCUACCAGCAGGUGCUCAACCUCCAGAAGAACCCCUCGCUCUUCAUGCCCCACUUCCAGGCAGCCGCAGUGGCCGCCGCAGCCGCCGUCCAGCCGACAGCCUAUUGUGAUCAAUACAGUCCUUUCGCCAUGGACUGCGAAGGCUUUCCAAAUCCGGCAACCGCUGCUGCCGCUCUCUACUGCAAUGCCUAUCCGGCGGCCAGCUUCUACAUGUCCAACUUCGGCGUGAAGCGAAAGGGCGGCCAGAUACGGUUCACCUCCCAGCAAACAAAAAAUCUCGAGGGCCGCUUUGCCAAUUCAAAGUAUCUUUCGCCGGAGGAACGUCGGCACUUGGCGCUCCAAUUGAAACUGACCGAUCGCCAGGUCAAGACUUGGUUUCAAAACAGGAGAGCCAAGUGGCGACGUGCAAAUCUCAGCAAGCGCAGUGCCUCCGUCCAAGGAGCAGUGGCCACGGCAGGAUCCCCCGCCUCAGGUUCCAAUAGUAGUGCACCCGUCCUGAAUCUGGGCAGCGGGAGCAGGAGUGGCCAGCAGAGCGACGAGGAGGAUCGCAUGUAUCUAUCCGAGGACGAUGAGGAGGAAGACGAAGAGGAGGAGACGGAGGAGACCCCCAAGUGAAGCCAGGAGAUUGCCCACUUACUCAUAAGAUAGUUCAGCUUGUAGUUAGGUUAAAUAAAUUU